AUGUUGAGUCAUAUUUUGGAUACUACUCGUACACACAACACCACUACCACUGCCACUACCACUGCCGCUGCAACUACCACUACCACUGCCCCUACCACUGCCCCUACCACUACCACUACCACUACUACUACCAAUACCAGUCCAACUACUACCCUUACCACUCCUAUUCCCAGCACUAUUUCUUCAGAGACAUCUAGACUAUCAGUUAAAUCACCAGAGUCAUCAAACCUUCUCCACCGAAUGCCAAACGACAAAACAGAUUCAAAGGAGGUGUCACCGCCAGUAAUUGCGGUACAGCCGCCCUUACACCAAGGAAACUCACCAACUAGACCUCAAACUUUGUUGCACCCUCUGGACUCAUCAAUAGGAAGUAAAAGAAAGAUAUCAUCUACUACCCCUUUCAAUAAUAGUCCACCAACGAGUUGUGGAUCCACCACUAGCACGACAACCACUGGUAGCAAUAACAGUAACAGCAGCUUUUAUAGCAGUUCCACCACACAGGCUUUGAAACGUCACAAACCAAGGACUCUUAACUUGAAUGCUGCUCCAAACGCCAAUGCUGACUUGGCAUUAAGAAUUGUCAGCCCUGGACUACCGGCUCUAGACGACGAAAUGAAGUCAACAAUAAAGCUUUCACAACGAAUUCAGCAGCAGCAGAGGCAUCUCAUUGCUAGUAGACGAGGAGUGGAUAUUGAGCAAGAGAGAUACGAUGACGGAGGUGAAACUUUUGUGGACGAGGAUGUCAUUACUGCACACAAAGCCCCCAAUUCAGCUGAAAUAGAUGCAUCAUCUGUCCAAGCACCUGUAUCAGCUACAUCUUCAUCCAAAAGUCUGGGCACUUCGCCUACUGCAUCGGAUAAUGUAACUGCUGAUGAAAGGACCGAAAGCUCCAAUACGCAGCCUGCGUCGCAACUGGAAAACAAAGAAAAUGCCGAAACUACAUCAAAAGAGUUUACAAAGUCACCAAUUUAUGCUCUAGACGACUCAGACAUCACCAGACUAUCGGGGUUGCAAAACAGGAGAAUGAAGCGGAAAAAUGUACCCACUCCAUUGAAUAUCGGUUCAUCUUCCAAUACCACCCCUACCAUCAAUCUGUCUAAACCAAAGCUGCAUAUCGCUCCGAUUUCUAUACGCUCCGCCCCUAUUCGAUCAGCACCAACGCGCCCAACUAUUAAUUUGAAACCCAGAGGAGGUGGCAAGUUUGGACGACCAUCGAGGCUAGUCAAUUCACAUCCAGUGUCGUUGAACUCAUCAUCUGCACAACGUUAUUCAAUGCAUCCAUCGCAGUUGCAUCCCACACAGCCACAUCCACAGCUACAGUCACUACAACAGCAACAACAACAACAACAGCAACUUUAUUUGGCACCACCAAGGACAGCAUUGUUGCCUGGUGUUAAUGUACCACCAAUGGCAUAUACCAUAAGGCAAGGGCGUCCAUUUCCAUCUCAACAACAACAGCAGCAGCAGCAGCAGCAACAACAACAACAACAACAACAACAACAACAACAAUUCCAUGGGACGUUGCCGCGUGGUGUACGAUUAGUGCCAGUAGCUAGCGCAAUUGGUCAACAAAUUCCUAUGCGGUACUUGCCAAUCGUGCCACCCUCAUCGACAAUGUUGAAUUUCCAACAAAGACAGUAUCAGCAACAAGUACAAGCGUCACAACCUCACAGAGAAAGGAAUGCCAGUACUACUGGUGCCGGUGCCACUAGACUGGGAGCUGUGACUGAUGUGUUUAGUGACAAUUUCCAAAGAAUCGCUCCGUUGCAAUCGCAGCCUUUGUCAUCACAAGUGGAGUUUUUCAAACGAACCAAUGCUACUGUAUCGACUGAUUCUGACAAUACCCCCACUGGUGACGACAAAACCAAAGUUGAUGAAGUUGACGAUGAUAAAGCUCCAGUGUCCCAGGAUGAGAUCGACGAGAUGCAACAAAAGUAUGCAACUGGACGAAAUGUGGUACCUCA
Lodderomyces theae is the source of this 1964-nucleotide messenger RNA. RefSeq lists its product as uncharacterized. Lineage: Eukaryota; Fungi; Ascomycota; Pichiomycetes; Serinales; Debaryomycetaceae. The transcript has a single exon. The record is from RefSeq and is a predicted model, not a curated record. The annotation marks the transcript as partial.